Messenger RNA from Lutzomyia longipalpis, 1178 nucleotides. RefSeq names its product abasic site processing protein HMCES. The transcript has 2 exons. The coding region runs from base 90 to 1079 and encodes 329 amino acids. Gene Ontology annotation, biological process: DNA damage response. NCBI's taxonomy places the organism in Eukaryota, Metazoa, Arthropoda, Insecta, Diptera, Psychodidae. Gene Ontology annotation, molecular function: single-stranded DNA binding. The record is from RefSeq and is a predicted model, not a curated record.
UUUGUUGUAAAAUAUUUUUGUUUAUUUUUGUUGUACAAAAACUUUUGAUUUCUCUUUCAAAAAGCCUAAAAAAGCAAAAAUUCUCACAAAUGUGUGGACGAACUUGCUUAACUCUCGCUCCGGCUGAAGUGUGCAGGGCAUGUCGAUAUAAAACACAAAAAGACCCCAAAGGGAAGGAAGAGGAGCCCCAGUGGCGAUCAGAAUACAAUCUCGGGAAGUCUUACAAGCCAUCUUACAACAUUGCUCCAACUGACAUUACCCCCGUCUUGAUUUCCGGACAGCACUUUGAGGAGGAAGCCGCUGCUGAGGGGAGUCAAGUAGUCGUGCCAAUGAUGUGGGGAAUUGUUCCAUUUUGGCACAAAGGGGAGCACAACACCCACGGCUUGACAACCAACAAUUGCCGCCUGGAGAACCUCAUGACAUCCCGGCUGUACAAGCGCUCCUUCCUCAAUGGGCAGCGCUGCGUCAUUAUCUGCGAAGGUUUCUACGAGUGGCAGACCACAAAACGCGCUAAAUCCUCCGAGAGGGAUGUCUUCUUCAUCUACACACCCCAGAAGGAUUCCAUAAAGAUUGAGGAUAACACCUCCUGGGACCCAGAGGAUGUGCAACUCCUCCGAAUGGCUGGAAUCUACGAUGUGUGGACGAGUGAAAGUGGAGAUACCCUCUACAGUUACACCAUCAUCACAUUCCAAUCCAAUAAGAAGCUCUCCUGGAUGCACGAUCGCAUGCCAGCAAUCCUGGACACGGAUGAAAAGGUUGCAGCUUGGUUGGAUUACAAAAAAGUCCAACCGGAUGAUGCUCUGAAACUCCUUAAACCUACAGAAAACAUCACCUGGCAUCAGGUGUCGAGAAUCGUCAACAAUUCCCGGAAUAAAUCAGAUCAAUGCAAUAAACCCCUUGCCGAGGGUAAAAGCAGCCCCAUCAAAAGCAAAAUGAUGCAGUCAUGGCUGGGAAAGGCCAAUAAGCCAAGAUCCAGCAGAGAUAUCGAAGAGGAUGAGGAAGUAAGCAAGAAACCUAAAUUGGAAGUAAAAGAAGAGGAUCCCGAGGAACCAUCUUCAUCCGGAGAGCCUGCAGAAUGAAACAUGACAAUUCAGCCAUAAAAUUAUCAGUAUACGGGUCAAUUUUUUGUUGUUGUAAUUUUACUAAUCGUACAAAAUGAAAAUUUAAUGUUUUAUUAA